CCCGCACACACCCCCGCCACGCCUUUUGUCUUCGCUAUUUUUUACGCUUGAGGAGGAACUCUUGGAUUUACUAACAUGAUCCUGGCCAACGCCUUCUGCAUCAUCCUCUUCAUAGCCGAGCUCCCGUGCGGCCGCGCGGGCCCCUCGGCGGCACCGGGCGCGGAGCCGCCGGGCUGGCGGGCGCCCGUGGACUGCGUGCGAGCCAACGAGCUGUGCGCCGCCGAGGCCGCGUGCAGCGCCCGCUACCGCACGCUGCGGCAGUGCCUGGCCGGCCGCGACAGGAACACCAUGCUGGCCAACAAGGAGUGCCAGGCGGCCCUCGAGGUGCUGCAGGGGAGCCCGCUGUAYGAGUGCCGCUGCAAGCGCGGCAUGAAGAAGGAGCUGCAGUGCCUGCAGAUCUACUGGAGCAUCCACCUGGGGCUGGCUGAAGGAGAGGAAUUUUACGAAGCUUCCCCCUAUGAGCCGGUCGUCUCCCGUCUCUCUGAUAUAUUCAGGCUUGCUUCCAUUUUCUCAGGAACAGACCCCGCCGGCGCCUCCAAAAGCAACCAGUGCCUGGACGCAGCCAAGGCGUGCAACCUCAACGACAACUGCAAGCGCCUGCGCUCYGGCUACAUCUCCACGUGCAGCCGGGAGCUGCCGGCGGCCGAGCGCUGCAGCCGCCGCAAGUGCCACAAGGCGCUGCGGCAGUUCUUCGACCGCGUGCCCGGCGAGUACACCUACCGCCUGCUCUUCUGCUCCUGCCGGGACGCGGCGUGCGCCGAGCGCCGCCGCCAGACCAUCGUGCCCGCCUGCUCCUACGAGGACAAGGAGCAGCCCAACUGCUUGGAGCUGCGUGGCGCGUGCCGGGCCGACCCCCUGUGCCGGUCGCGGCUGGCCGACUUCCAUGCCAACUGCCAAGCGGCGCUGCAGGCUCCCGGCGGCUGCCCCGGGAACAACUUCCAGGCCUGCCUGGGCUCCUACGUGGGGCUCAUCGGCUUCGACGUGACGCCCAACUACGUGGACGCGAGCCCUGGCGGCACCGUCGUCUCGCCCUGGUGCUCCUGCAAGGGCAGCGGCAACCGGGAGGAGGAGUGCGAAACCUUCCUGCGCGACUUCACUGCCAACCCCUGCCUCCGAAACGCCAUCCAGGCCUUCGGCAACGGCACCGACGGGGCGCCCGCGGUGAAGGGCCCCUUGGCGCCCGCCACGGCGCUGCCGCCCAAGCUGGAGCGGAGCCCGGCGCUGCCCGACGCCGCCAACGACAGCAACGCGAUGUACGACACCAGCCUCAUCACCACCUGCACCUCAAUCCAGGAGCACGGAGCCAAGCCUAACGGGUCCGGCGAGCCGAGCCUGUGCUACGCGGAGAGCCAGCUGCCCACGGACCUGGCGCCGGAGCAGAAGAGCUUCGCGGAGCGCUCGGCGAGCGGCGGGCGCCCGGCGCCGGGCUGGCUGCUGCCCGCGGCGCCCUGGCUGCUGGCGAGGCUGCGCUAG
Messenger RNA from Nothoprocta perdicaria, 1473 nucleotides. RefSeq names its product GDNF family receptor alpha 2 (gene GFRA2). Lineage: Eukaryota; Metazoa; Chordata; Aves; Tinamiformes; Tinamidae. Gene Ontology annotation, cellular component: signaling receptor complex; external side of plasma membrane. Gene Ontology annotation, molecular function: signaling receptor activity. Bases 76 to 1473 code for a protein of 465 amino acids. The record is from RefSeq and is a predicted model, not a curated record. Gene Ontology annotation, biological process: nervous system development. The transcript has 9 exons.